Molecule: messenger RNA, 2292 nt
Organism: Aplysia californica (California sea hare)
Lineage: Eukaryota; Metazoa; Mollusca; Gastropoda; Aplysiida; Aplysiidae
Product: arf-GAP with dual PH domain-containing protein 1
Exons: 9
Coding region: 289-1467 (392 amino acids)
Biological process (GO): positive regulation of GTPase activity
Cellular component (GO): intracellular membrane-bounded organelle; plasma membrane
Molecular function (GO): GTPase activator activity; phosphatidylinositol bisphosphate binding
Source: RefSeq, a predicted model, not a curated record
AGACUGAAAGUGAUCGAUAAAGUUGACCAUAAUUAGUAGAUCUAGGCCCAAGGAGCUUACUUUAAAUUUCCUUGGUCGAAGCACGAAUUAAAAAAUGGGAGGUAACUUUUCCUGACUUGUGAAUUUUCUCGAUUACUGUUUUGACCGGAAACUGGGUCAAAGCACUGCGCACAGGGGGGACUUCGUGAGGUCACUAACUACGUCACGAAGGAAUUUCCCGAGAUCAUCCGAAAAUAGUAGGCGGUGUUGACAGGGAAGUGAUUCACCGAACGUGCCCUCAGAGCAAAGAUGGCGGAGAGACAGCGAGCUGUGCUCACAGAGCUUGUUCAACAAGAAGGAAACAAUGAAUGCGCCGACUGCGGAGAGAAAAACCCAGACUGGGCCUCAUGCACCAUUGGAGUGUUCCUGUGCAAGGACUGUGCGGGGGUGCACCGUGCCCUAGGCUCCUCCCAGAGCCGCAUCAAGUCCAUUAAACUGGACAACUGGGACAAGGAUCAGGUGCAGGUGAUGGAGAUGAUCGGCAAUGUCAAGGCCAGGGAUACUUAUGAGCUUUGUGUCCCAGAGUUUUACAGCAAGCCCUGCCCUGGAACUGUUGACGUGUUAAGAAAAGAGUGGAUACUGGCCAAGUACCAGCGUCUGGAGUUCUCAGACCCGGACAACCAGAGCAGCUAUAACUGCGCCACCAAGCAGGGCCUCUUGUGGAAGCUGGGCCGAGACAGGAAGCAGUUUGCUCAGAGAAAGUUUGUCUUGUCACGGGCGGAGAACAAACUGUACUAUUACGUCAAUGAGGAGAACGGCAAGAACAAACAACCCAAAGCAGAAGCUGAUCUUGAUUUUGUGAAUGCAGUGUUUGUCCCGGAGAAGAUUGGGAACCCGUACGGUCUGCAGAUCACGUACUUUAAGAAUGGCUCCACCCGCAACCUCUUUGUGUAUUCAGAAAGCUCUAAGGAUAUUGUUGACUGGUACAUGUGUAUACGGGCGGCCAAGUGGGAGAGAAGGAGAAUUGCAUUCCCGGACAGAGAUCUGGUACAGCUGGCAGAGGAUCUGACCAAAGACUUCCUGUUGGAGGGUUGGCUUCACAAGAUGGGCCCCAAGAACGAGCCAUUCCGCCGUCGCUGGUUCACCCUGGACCGCAGGAAGCUCAUGUACUUUGAGGAACAGCUGAACGCGUUUGCCAAGGGCGAGGUGUUCAUCGGCCACAAGGAUGCUGGCUACUCUGUCAGCACCGGGGAGGAGGAGGGCAACCGGGGCUCCAACAGUCAGACGAGCGGCAGCAGCUACUGCUUCACCCUGCACACGCCUGACCGGGACUUUGUGAUGCGCGCCGAGACGCAGGAGGACAUGGAGAAGUGGGUGCUGGCGCUGCAGCGUGUGGUGGAGAUGCCGCUCACUCCACAGGACAGCAAGUUGGCAGCAUUGCUGGUUCCUAAGAAAUCCUCCAACUCUUUCCGGCUCAUCAAACGGUAGACAGAAGAGACGAACGUUGUUUUUUUCCAUGGUGCUGAGCUACUCAAGACCCCCUGGACCCCACGGACCCCUGGACAAAGACGACGCUUUGUGGAAGGGACCAGCAUUUACCCCAAGUUCCCUGAAGACUCUGCGUUGAAACAAAGUGCAGUGACCUACGACCUUCCCACCGAGCACGCCAAUCAAGAGCAACAGUUUUGUUGCCAUGUUUCAGGACGUGUUAGAGAAUGGAUGAAUGAACCCCAGCCUCCCCUCUCUCUCUCUCUCUCUCUCUCUCUCUCUCUCUCUCUCUCUCUCUCUCUCUGUUUCUCUCUGUUUCUCUCUCUCUCCCUCUCCCCCUCUCUCUCUCUCUCUCUCUUGGCUGCACUUUGUUCUGUUAAGAGUUCUCAUUGUUGGCAGCGACCUGAGGGUUGACACUUUUUUUCUGUCCAGACACAAGGGUUAAUGCUUACCGCUGUGGUGAUAGGAGGGUUAAUGUUUGCUUCUGCCGUGACCGAAGUGUUUAUGCUUGCUUCUGGCUUGGCAUGAGAGUUAACACUCGCCUCUGCCCCGACUGGAAGCUUCCUACUCGCUUCGUUCCAUCUUGUGGACCACUCCCCCCUGGACCAGUUGUUUUGGUUAGUGAUGUUGUCAUAAUUAUUUCCUCUGUAUACACGUCUGAUGGCACUAUGGUUUGUUUUGUUGGUGAAAUGUAUUUUAUUCUUUGUACAAAGAUGUAUAAAUAUGAUAAUGUCCUACUCGAACCAUGUAUCCGCCAAAUUAGGCCAGACACUUCUUUUGUCUGAAUAUGAUUUUAUAAUAAGUAAAAAAAAAACGGAAAAAAAA